AAUAACAAUAACAAAACCAAAAUAGGAACUCUUGUAUUCUCUUCUACACACUUUCCCCUUUCUCUAAUGUAUCCCAAACCCUAAUUAUCUUCAUCUUAACCCUAAUAACAUUCUCUAAAUCUAGUGUUUCUCAGCUUUCAAUAAGCACAUAAUAGAUUUAGUAGCAACAUUGAUUUACUUAUAGUUGUAAUUAGAAAUGUAUAGAGAUCGAGGAGGUGGUUCAUCAAAGUCAGAGAUGGUAGGUGGACCGUUGGAUCGAAAACGAAUCAACGAUGCGUUGGAUAAGCACUUAGACAAGUCGUCACCAUCUACAUCUAGGUCUUUCAAAGACAAAGCUGUUUCAUCUACAAGCAAAUCGCAUUUGGAUCAUCAUAAAAACAAGUGCUCUGAUGAGGAAUCUGAAACGGACAGUGAAGAGUCUGAAGUUAGUGGUUCUGAUGGGGAUGAUACUUCAUGGAUUUCUUGGUUUUGUAACCUGCGUGGUAAUGAGUUCUUCUGUGAAGUUGAUGAUGAUUACAUUCAAGAUGACUUUAACCUCUGUGGAUUGAGCAGUCAAGUUCCCUACUACGAUUAUGCACUUGAUCUCAUCCUUGAUGUUGAAUCCUCCCAUGGUGAUAUGUUCACAGAAGAGCAGAAUGAAUUGGUUGAAUCGGCAGCAGAGAUGUUGUAUGGUUUAAUUCAUGUUCGGUACAUUUUAACUAGCAAGGGAAUAGCCGCAAUGUUGGAGAAGUACAAAAACUAUGACUUUGGAAGAUGCCCACGAGUUUAUUGCAGUGGACAGCCUUGUCUUCCUGUUGGUCAAUCAGAUAUUCCGCGCGGAAGUACCGUAAAAAUAUACUGUCCUAAGUGUGAAGACAUUUAUUACCCUCGAUCAAAGUACCAAGGCAAUAUUGAUGGAGCAUACUUUGGGACAACAUUUCCUCAUCUCUUCUUGAUGACUUAUGGACACCUCAAGCCUCAAAAGCCAACACAAAAUUACACCCCCAGGGUGUUUGGCUUCAAGAUCCACAAGACUUGACAGUAAAGUCCGUUGUGAUGUUGUGAACAGAUCAAAUUUUCUGCCAGUAAUGAUUCUUGCCAGGUGGCUUUGAUGUACAAAUUCGUCGUGGUAGAGACAGGUGAAGCAGAGGAGUUCGUGAUAAUUAUGAAACAUUGUUCUUCAUUGAUGAAAUGCAGCUUGGCCAAUCUGUCAGGUGAAAUUUGUUCCUGAAAUGUCAUCAUGAAUUUACUAGAGCAUUUGUAAGCUUGUUUCUUUACCAGUUUGAGAACUGAUUUACAUUUCCUCAUCAACCACUUUUCGUGGCCCUCCGAUGAUCCUUUCAUCUCUCUUCAGUACUUUCCAUUUUCCAACAGAAAGGUGUUCAUCAGGAUUAUAGACUAGGCGAUUUCCAGUUGUAAUGAUGUAUUAAAAAGGUUAUCCAAGCUAAAGAUGUUAUGGAGCUACAACCAACCUCUUUCAUCCAAAAAAAGAAAAAGCUAUAAGCAACCUGGAAAUUGCUAUUAUAACUAAGAAUUUUUACUUUCGAUUACAUGGAGCAGGUGAAUAAUGAAUGUAUAUUGACUUUUGUCCCAA
This is a messenger RNA of Lycium ferocissimum, 1573 nucleotides long. RefSeq names its product putative casein kinase II subunit beta-4. The transcript is spliced from 5 exons. Gene Ontology annotation, cellular component: protein kinase CK2 complex; cytoplasm. Lineage: Eukaryota; Viridiplantae; Streptophyta; Magnoliopsida; Solanales; Solanaceae. The record is from RefSeq and is a predicted model, not a curated record. The coding region runs from base 197 to 1018 and encodes 273 amino acids. Gene Ontology annotation, molecular function: protein kinase regulator activity.